GCCGUGACAGGUGCAAGAUGCGGGACCCUUUGGGUGGCCGUGGUUGGCAGUGAUGUGAGAACUUGGCGGAAAAAACACAGGAUGGGUUCAGGGCCCACUGUGAGAUGGACUUGAGCUACAACUUCAUUGAUCACCUGACUUCCAUAAGCCCCUACUCUGACUGGUGGACGACAAAGAUGUUUUGGUUCUCCUGAAAUUAGUGUCAGUUCAGAGCCAGUGUCCAGUAAUCCCUGAAAGCAACACUUUCUUUGGACUGUGAAUUUCUUCUAAAGUGGAACCAAGAAGGCGACUAAUAAGUACGUCGAAUUCUUUAAAAAAAAAAGCCAUGGCCCAUGGGUUGGUGUUGUUCAAAGAUGUGGCUAUAGAUGUCUCACAGGAGGAAUGGGAAUGCCUGAACCCUGCGCAGAGGAAUUUGUACAAAGAUGUGAUGUUGGAGAACUAUAGCAACUUGGUUUCACUGGGACUUUCUAUUUCUAAGCCGGCUGUGAUCUCCUCUUUGGAGCAAGGGAAAGAGCCCUGGAUGGUUAUGAGGGAAGUGACAGGAGAACAUUGCCCAGAUUUGGUGUCCAAACGUGAGUCCAAGAAGUUAUCUCCAAAAAGAAACAUUUAUGAGACAGAACCAUCCCAGUGGGCUAUCAUGGAACCAUUUAAGAGCUAUAGUCCUGAGAAAUCCAUUUUCAGAGAUAUUUGGGCAUGCAAAAGUCAGUUUGAGAGACCACAGAGAAAACAGGAGGGCUGUUGCAGGCAACUUAUUAUCAACCAUGAAUACAUGCCCAUUUUUAGCCAACAUAUUUUUUUCACUCAGGAAUUUUAUAAUAGGCAGAAAAUCUUUGAAUGUAAAGACUGCAGAAAAAAUUUCAGUUACCAUUUAUUCUUUAGUCAUCACAAAACUCAUUCUACAGAAAAGCUUUCUGAAAAUAAGGAAUGUGCAGAAAUUGUUGAUACAUCAUACCUUACUAAACAACAGGGAAUUCAAAAUAAUAACAAGUGCAAUGAAUGUAAGGAAUGUUGGAAGGCCUUUAUUCAUUGCUCACAGCUUAAACAACAUUUGAGAAUUCAUAUUGGUGAAAAAUGCUAUGAAUGUAAAGAAUGUGUCAAGACCUUUAAUUAUGGCUCAGAAUUUAUUCUACAUCAGAGAAUUCACACUGGUGAGAAACCCAAUGAAUGUAAGGAAUGUGGGAAGGCCUUUUUGCAGGUAUCACAACUUACUCAACAUCAGAGAUUUCAUACUGGUGAAAAACCCUCUGAAUGUAAGCAAUGUGGGAAGACUUUUAUUUGUGGCUUUCAACUGACUGAACAUGUGCAACUCCAUACUGGUGAGAAACCCUUUCAAUGUAAAGAAUGUGGAAAGACUUUCAGGCAUCGAUCACUCCUUACCAUACAUCAGAGGCUUCACACUCAUGAGAAACCCUAUGAGUGUAAAGAAUGUGGGAAGGCCUUUAAUUAUGGCUCAGAACUUAUUCUACAUCAGAGAAUUCACACUGGUGAGAAACCUUAUGAAUGUAAGGAAUGUGGGAAGGCAUUUAGGCAGCGAUCACAGCUUACCCAACAUCAGAGACUUCACACGGGGGAAAAACCAUAUGAAUGUAAGCAGUGUGGGAAGGCUUUUAUUCGUGGCUUUCAACUUACUGAGCAUCUGCGACUCCAUACUGGUGAGAAACCCUAUGAAUGUAAAGAAUGUGGAAAGACUUUCAGGCAUCGAUCACACCUUACAAUACACCAGAGAAUUCAUACUGGUGAGAAACCCUAUGAAUGUAGAGAAUGUGGAAAGGCCUUUAGCUAUCACUCAAGCUUCUCUCACCAUCAGAAAAUUCAUUCUGGCAAAAAACCUUAUGAAUGUAGUGAAUGUGGGAAAGCCUUUUGUGAUGGCUUACAACUUACUCUACAUCGGAGGAUUCAUACUGGUGAGAAACCCUAUGAGUGUAAAGAAUGUGGGAAGACUUUUAGACAGUGCUCACACCUGAAAAGACAUCAGAGAAUUCACACUGGUGAGAAACCUCAUGAAUGUAUGAUAUGUGGUAAGGCCUUUAGACUUCAUUCACACCUUAUUCAACAUCAGAGAAUUCAUACUGGUGAGAAGCCCUUUGAAUGUAAGGAAUGUGGAAAGGCCUUUAGCUAUCAUUCAAGCUUCUCACACCAUCAAAGAAUUCAUUCUGGGAAGAAACCGUAUGAAUGUGGGAAGGCUGUUAAUCAUGGCUUACAAUUUAACCUACAUCAGACACUUCAUACUGUUGAGACAUUAAGUUUUCCUCUCCCCCCAUCCUAGUCUAGCAUCAUGAUAUUAUUUUUGGAGAUAGACAUUUUUUAAGGAAAAUUUUGGUAAAAUACUGAGUUUCAUUAGUAUUGAUGUAUUGUAGUAAUCUUUGAACUCUUUUUUUUUUUUUUUACCCAACUGGGAAAAUGGAAAAGUUAUUAAAAGGA
Molecule: messenger RNA, 2421 nt
Organism: Hippopotamus amphibius kiboko
Lineage: Eukaryota; Metazoa; Chordata; Mammalia; Artiodactyla; Hippopotamidae
Product: zinc finger protein 461-like
Exons: 6
Coding region: 326-2266 (646 amino acids)
Biological process (GO): regulation of immune system process; negative regulation of transcription by RNA polymerase II; regulation of cytokine production
Source: RefSeq, a predicted model, not a curated record